AUGAAUACGUUAUCUUUAUAUUUAAGAAAUACUAUAUUCCUUCUUUUAAUAUGGAUGUAUCAAUGUUUUUAUAACUUUGAUUCCAAUAAAACAUUGGUUGAUAAAAAUAUAUUGCAAACAAAAAAUAAGUUAAAAUAUGAAAGAGUAUUAGCAGAGGGUGACAUAUCAGGAAAAAAGCAAACAUACGCUAAGGAAUGCAUAGAGGAAAGUCCAUUAGGUAAUAAAAAAAACAAGUGUAAAAAUCCAGUUCGAUACGAGAAUCCGUACGAUCAUUGGAAUAAAGUCGUUACUCCAAAAUUGCGGGAGCAAUUUGAUAAAGAAACAAGUGAAAUGGACCCUAAUUGGAGAGACCAAAAAUGGAAUAAUGAAUGGAAUAAAAUUUCCGCUGACAAAGUUAAUGAUCUGUCUUCAAUAUAUCAUAGACAAGAUAUUUCAGAAGAAGAAAAAAAAGAAUUAAUUUUUCCUGUUGUGCAUAAACUUUUCUCAGAAUUUCAGCAAUUUAUAGACGAAUGUAAGAAAGAGAUGAUAGGCAAUAAAACAGAAUCCGAAUCUAAAAAAGAGAUGAUAGACAAUAAAACAGAAUCCGAAUCUAAUAAUGAGAUGACGGACAAUAAAACAGAAUCCGAAUCUAAGGAUGAGGUGACAGACAAUAAAACAGAAUCAGAAUCUAAGAAAGAAACGAUAGGCAAUAAAACAGAAUCCGAAUCUAAGAAAGAGAUGAUAGACAAUAAAACAGCAUCCGAAUCUAAGAAAGAGAUGAUAGACAAUAAAACAGAAUCCGAAUCUAAGAAUGAGAUAAUAGACAAUAAAACAGCAUCCGAAUCUAAGAAAGAGAUGACAGAUAAUGAAACAGCAUCCGAAUCUAAGAAUGAGAAGAGAAAAAAAAAAAUAAAUUUUAAGAAAUUUGAUUUAAUGAAACAUUUAAUUUUUCAUAAGAUUGAAAAAAUUUACGAUGAUAAAAAAUAA
This is a messenger RNA of Plasmodium gallinaceum, 966 nucleotides long. Its product is annotated as fam-g protein. Bases 1 to 966 code for a protein of 321 amino acids. The transcript is spliced from 2 exons. The record is from RefSeq and is a predicted model, not a curated record. Lineage: Eukaryota; Apicomplexa; Aconoidasida; Haemosporida; Plasmodiidae.